Molecule: messenger RNA, 357 nt
Organism: Strongyloides ratti
Lineage: Eukaryota; Metazoa; Nematoda; Chromadorea; Rhabditida; Strongyloididae
Exons: 2
Coding region: 1-357 (118 amino acids)
Source: RefSeq, a predicted model, not a curated record
AUGCGUAGAAGUAUAAAACUUUUAUCACAACAGCUAAUAAAAGCGCGAGACCAAUUUUAUGAAUCAAAAAAAGUUGUUAGAAAAGAUUUUUUAAAGACUGUUGCUGUGGGAGGUUGUAUUCAAAUUUUAUUUUGUUUAUUUUUUGAAGAAUUUGGUAUACCUACACCAGAGCUUUGUUAUGAUUUCCGUCUGAGUACAUCCCCUGAAUUUAAUGAUUUUGUUAGAAAUGGGAAAUAUGCUGAAUUUGAUAUGACUUUAAAUUCAACUGUUAGGACUUAUAAAAUUGAACAAGGCGAAUUUCUUAAAAAAAUUGGUAAAAGUGAUUUUCGUGGAACAAUCAUCAAGUCAGAUAUGUAA